CCGGAAGUGCCGCUGUGGCCGGUGCCGGGGCCCGGCCAUGGCGGGGGGGGGCGGCUGAGGAGCCCGCUGCGGUGGGGGGGGGAGGCGGCUGCGAGCCGGGCCCCGGUGCCGCGGGGACGCCCCCGCCGCCGGCCAUGGCGGGCUCGGCGGGCUCCAACUGGGGCCUGAUCAUGAACGUGGUGAACAGCAUCGUGGGGGUCAGCGUGCUCACCGUGCCCUUCUGCUUCCGGCAGUGUGGCAUUGUCCUGGGAGCUCUGCUGCUGAUUUUCUGUUCUUGGAUGACUCAUCAAUCCUGCAUGUUCCUGGUGAAAUCGGCCAAUCUCAGCAAGCGCAGGACCUACCCCGGCCUCGCAUUUCACGCCUAUGGAAAAGCAGGAAAAAUGCUGGUGGAAACAAGCAUGAUUGGGCUGAUGCUGGGAACGUGCAUUGCUUUCUACGUCGUCAUCGGCGAUUUGGGGUCCAACUUCUUUGCCCGGCUGCUUGGAUUUCAGGUGUCGGGCAGUUUCCGGAUAGUCCUGCUCUUUGCCGUCUCCCUGUGCAUUGUACUUCCCCUGAGCCUCCAGAGGAACAUGAUGGCCUCCAUACAGUCAUUCAGUGCCAUGGCUCUGAUCUUUUACACCGUGUUCAUGUUCGUGAUCGUGCUGUCGUCCUUCAAGCAUGGCCUCUUCGGCGGGCAGUGGCUGCAGCGAGUUAGUUACACUCGCUGGGAGGGCAUUUUUCGCUGCAUCCCCAUCUUUGGCAUGUCUUUUGCCUGCCAGUCUCAGGUCUUGCCUACCUAUGAUAGCUUGGAUGAGCCAUCUGUUAAAAUCAUGAGCUCCAUAUUUGCUUCUUCCCUAAACGUGGUCACCACCUUUUACAUUACGGUGGGAUUCUUUGGCUACGUGAGUUACACUGAAGCCAUUGCUGGGAACGUCCUCAUGAACUUCCCUUCCAACCUCGUGACGGAGAUGAUUCGAGUGGGGUUCAUGAUGUCGGUAGCUGUGGGGUUUCCGAUGAUGAUCCUUCCGUGCAGACAGGCGCUGAACACCCUUCUCUUUGAGCAGCAGCAAAAAGACGGCACCUUCGCUGCUGGGGGUUAUAUGCCCCCGCUUCGGUUCAAAGCCCUGACGCUGGCUGUUGUGUUUGGAACCAUGGUAGGAGGCAUCAUGAUCCCGAAUGUGGAAACAGUCCUGGGCCUGACAGGUGCUACGAUGGGAAGCCUCAUUUGUUUCAUCUGCCCAGCACUUAUUUACAAGAAGAUCCACAAGAAUGCACUUUGUUCACAGAUGAUACUGUGGAUUGGCCUGGGAAUACUGGUUAUCAGUACGUACACCACCUUGUCUGCGACCGAGGACGCCCCUGUGAAGACGGAAGCGGUGGGCUUGGAGCACCUGGAGGGGGAGGAGACCAGAAUUGACCAGGAUCCGGUCAAAAUCCCAGAUCAGAACCCAGCAGUAGAGGAGGCGGGGGAUGACCGCGAUAAACCAAAGCUGCUGGAUGAGAAGGAGGAGAUGGAGCAGCCGCAAAUCAAGGUGCCCAUGGAGGUACCCAAGAGAGAGGAGGAGAGAGAAAAGCCGGAGGAGAAAGUGCAGCUUGACCGUCCCGACCAAGGGAUUGCCCUGCCCGUGGGGGAGGCACAUCGCCACGAGCCACCUGUCCCCCACGACGAAGUGGUCGUGGACAUGGGGCGGGAGCGGGAGGAAUCCGAUGAGAACAAGCUUGUGCCCGGAGGAGCCAACGAGCGUCUGCUUAAGCCGGCGCUGGAGGAGCCAGCCGUGCCGAAUCCCCAGGAAGAGGCACUUGGCCCGAAACGAGGGAAGGAAGCGAUCGCUGAGAGCCAACUGCGGGGAGGGACUGACGGGCCCGUUAAAAAUCCAAAGAACGUCCUGGAGGUGAUCGUGCAGCAGGAUGGCAGGCUGCCAUACAAAGAGCUGGAGCCAGACAAACAAGCGCUGGAAGCCAAAGCGCAAGCUGCCGUGCCGGACGGUGAGAAGAAAGCUGAGGCCGCAGGUGACAGGGAGAAAUCAAAGCUCCAGCUCCCCAGGAAAGCAGAGGAGGCUGCGAAGUCUGUGGAGAAGGAAGCCGACCUUGGUGAGAAGCAGGAGCUGCCGCUCCCGGAGCGAGCGGAUCAGCUGGAGCCGCGGGAGCCCCGAAACACCGAGGAGAAGCAACAGGAGAACGCGGAGAGCAAGCUGGAGGAAGCGGGGCCGGCGAACCUGCUUGAUCAUGCUGUGCUGCUGCAGGUGAUCAAAGAACAGCAGGUACAGCAGAAGCAGCUACUUGACCAGCAGGCAAAACUGCUGGCCGUGAUUGAAGAGCAGCACAAGGAGAUCCACCAGCAAAGGCAAGAGGAGGGAGGAGAGGAGAAGCCAAAGCAAGCGGAAACGCAGCAGGAGCCCGCCGUGCCUCUCUCCAGGAGCAAGGAGGACGAGGGCCUCGGAGCUAAACAAGAAGCUGCUGCAAAGCUGCUCAGCAAAGAGCUGUUGGAGCACCCCGCGCAGAGCCCGGGCCGGCAGCCGGCUGACUCUGCCGAGCAGCGCAGGGGGGCUGCAGGAAAGCUGGAAGAGGCUGGGCCCAGGCGUGAGAUUCCUGGGGUUCCUCCCAAGGAGCGGAAGGUGCUGCCACAGGAGAAUGACAGAGCUGUUAAAAAUCCCGCGGAGAACUGGGAUCCCCUUCACGGGGAUGCCCAACACAUUCCAGCAGCCAGAAACCACCUAGAAAAGAAACCCUUGGCGGAGGAUUUGGGAGGAGAUCGUGAAGCCAAAGCUGGAAGAGACGUCCACGAGAAGAAGAAUUCCCUGAAAGCCGUGGAAGUAGCUACAGCUCCCAUCCAAAGAGAACAGUUGGGGGCUGCCAAAGUUCAGGGAAAGAGUCUGGAAAGAGACUCAGGAAUAGACCUUAAAGCCAAAGCACUGAGUCAGGUGGAGCCCAAAGACCUGGCAGUCGUGCUGGGCUCCUCCAGAGCGGCCGCGAGCGAGCGGCGCCUGCGGGAGCGGCAGCGAGGUGAGGGAGCUGAGGGUGCUGGCGGGCGGGGGGACCUGGGUGGCCAAGGGGACACGAAGGAGGAAGCUCCGCGGGAGAACGUGGCGGAGGUGGCCCAGGAGCCGCAGGGAGGUGUGCGGGGCAAGCAGAGGCACGGGGGCGGGGGGGUCUCCGAGGACGCCGAGAAGAAACCAGGCCCUGAGAGAGGAGCAGCUGCCCAGGGCGACCAGAAGCAGGACCACGACGUCAAACCGAACCGGGACCUGAAACUGCAGGCGGACCUGGACCUGCGCCGGAGGAGACGGGACCUGCUGCCUCCCGAGGAGGAGGAGGAGGCUGCGCGGGGGGCGGGGGUCUUCAUCGGCCUGAACCCCCUUCCAGAUGUGAAAGUAAACGACCUCCGGAGUGCUCUAGAGACGCGAUUAAACCAAGUGGCGGAGGGGGCUCAGCAGGUGGUCCACAGCCGGCAGAUCAAGCAGAUGACGCAGGCGGACGGGAGCGUGUGAGCGGGGUGGUCGUGCUCGGUGGGUGGCUGCGGGUGUUGGCCGCAGGCGCGGGGGCUGAGGAGCUCGGCAGGGAAAGGUUCGGGUCAACCAGCUGUUUUUUUUUUUGACCACCGGUGCUCAGGCAGCGGUCGGCCUAAGCCAGCAGCACUUUUGCCGGACGCAGUGCUUAGACCCACGGGAUCUCCUCGGACCUGUGAGCACCGUCCAGGGGACGGUGGGCUUUUCCGAUGGGAACGCCUCCCCGCGCGUGCCUGCAGGUGGCUGAGGAGACGGCAACCACGGAAGAAAAGCUCCCGCUGUCCUCUGGCUUUCAGAGGUUGCCGCCUACCUCGGUCCCCUGCCAGGCCAGCUUUCAAGGACCUUUCUCAACAUCUCGUUCAUAUCAAAUUGCCUUCUCCAUCCGGCUUGCGAUUCCCCUUCCAGAAGCGAGGGGGUCCUCCGUGAGAUUCCCCUGCCCGCUGGCACCGGCGUCCCCCGUACCUGCCUUGGGUUGCUUGGCCCCGGCUCUGCGGGAGGAGGGGAACCGCGGAUCGCCUCCGGGAAAGGCUUUGUUCCGGAGAAGCAUCAAGUCAUGAGCUUGGGCCCAGCUUAGGCAAUUGCUUUGGUGUUUCUCUUGAAAUGGGAGCCGUUAGUCUUGCAUGUUUAGGAGAUAGUUGUGGUUUAGGAACCUAGUUUAGUAGAAACGCUGCCUUAAACGGGCACAACUGCUGCUGUUGUGCUGCCUCUACUCCCAGGGAUUUAAUUGGUUGGCCACACACUAGCAAUAACACGGAGCUUUGCUCUCGCCACCCUCCCCGGAUGCUCAACUCUCAUCUGUGCUUUCAAGCUUGACUUCUCCUGUCCAAAGUGCAUUAUGAAGCUCAACCCUGGGGGUUGCAGACUGCCCCCCUCCCCACCCCCGUCCCAAACCAGCUGGAUUUUUCUGCAAGAGAUGACUAAUUUGGGAACAAAAGACGUGGCUUAAAAGGGCGGACUCGGGGGCUUGGCUCAAGCAUACCUACCUCUUCUCUCUGUAACGCGGUGGAGCGUGUUUGUUUUGUGUGUUCUUCCCAGCCCCCCUCUGCGCUGCAUUUUACAUCCAUAGAUGUCAGUACUCCGCCCCUGGAAAUAUAUUUUACGAGGGAGGAAAGGAAGAGCGUCUAUGAGAGCCCUGGUUCGUUUCAGGCUCCCAGACAGUGAUUCAUCCCUUUGUUUUUUUUUGUGUGUGUUUUUACAUCCUGACUUGCGAAUGUAAGAAAUCAAAUCCCAAAGCUCUCACUAGAAUGGCUGAAAUUUCCCAGCCUGGAGUCUACAGACCUCAUCACUGUGGUGGUUUUUAUAUCCGUAUCUCAGUGUGUCUUUGGCAAACUAGCCUCGUGGUGUUCGUGUCCGACGGGGCCUCGCGGAGCCAGGGUCGUUAUCGGACACGCGGGACUGUCACACCGGUCCUGGUCACUCGGGAACUCUGCUGCCGCCUGCCUGGGGCGUGGGCCUGUUGCUCAAAGGACGCCGUCUUAAUUUCUCAUUAAAAUGACACAGAGCCACAGGGCAACAGCCGCGGACUCGGGCGUACUUCUUCAGGAGGACCACCCGCGCUCCUUCCCCGUGACUCUCACGGCCUUAACCCUCAGGACCCCCCAUCGUACAAGUGAGCUUCUCCAUUACGCUGUCUUAAAGCACAAGCAAACGGGGCCGGGAGUCCUGGAGCCGCUCCGUCUGCCGGGGCAGCGACGGCAGCUCGCUCCGGAUCACGUCUCUUAAACCUGCAGCGGGGAGACGGGUCCCUGCUUUGUCCCCUGCGGCACCAACCAGCCUUUCUAGAGCGAGAGGGAGCCGGAGCAGGAGCUGGAUCUGCCUCUUCUCACCCUUUGCUGCCUGCCAGGGUCUGGCCUGGGCUGUCGCGGGUAGGGUGAAGGCAGGCUCCCGCCCCGCGCUGCCAAACCUGCCUCUGUUCUUUGGCGUCGUCUGUGUGAACACAAAAAGGACCAAAGAUGCUCCUGCCGUUCCUCAGCAGCGGGGACGGGCUGGAAGCCGGGAGGAGCUGCGUCACCUCUGCCUGCUGCUCCCUCUGGGGCCGAGCGUUGGCGGGAGAGCGCGGAGGGGAGGCUGAGCUCAUCAAUAAAGUAAGCUGAAGCAUUUUGAUGUGAAUUAUCUUUAAAUAAAUAAUAAAAAAAAAAAAUCUGUAAGCCUUGCUCAGCCACCGGGCAGGCAGCGGCGUCUGCUUUGCUCUGUGCCUGCAGGGAGUUACGUUGCUGUAGGAAAA
This is a messenger RNA of Tyto alba (common barn owl), 5709 nucleotides long. RefSeq names its product solute carrier family 38 member 10 (gene SLC38A10). The record is from RefSeq and is a predicted model, not a curated record. The transcript has 16 exons. Bases 135 to 3467 code for a protein of 1110 amino acids. Gene Ontology annotation, molecular function: amino acid transmembrane transporter activity. Gene Ontology annotation, biological process: amino acid transmembrane transport. NCBI's taxonomy places the organism in Eukaryota, Metazoa, Chordata, Aves, Strigiformes, Tytonidae.